AUGUUUGCAUCAAUUGCUGUGCUUGGUGCUGCCGGAUACUCUUAUCACCGAUACUAUAAGUUUCUGGUCCUUGAAAAAAUGGACAACGCAUUCAACCCAGGCGAUCCGGCCCUCGAAGUCGCCGGCGUAGCCCCUUCAACGGUUACCGAUGACAGUGACACAGACCACUGGAUCGAACGCGAGGAGCAAAACAAGGUUGAUCAGAUAGUCAAUGGCACCUCUCGAGGACGUUAUUAUCUUCUCAUCGGCGAAAAGGGUACAGGGAAGACGUCCAUGCUCCUCAGCGCCAUGAGAAAGAUUGAUGGCGAUGGUGUGGCUUUUUUUGAAGCCCAUGCAGACCUCGAAAUUUUCCGUAUACGGCUUGGCAAGGCGUUGGACUUUGAGUUUCAUGAAGACUACAUUGGCAGUCUGUUUAGCAUCAGAGGGCCGCGAGACACCACCGCAUUGCUAGAUAUUGAACGAGCUCUUAAUAAGCUUGAGAAAGUCGCUCUUGCGCGACGGCGCAAAGGUGGAAAGCCUCUCAUUUUAAUUGUUAAUAGUACCCAUCUAGUCCGAGACGAUGAGGAUGGACGCGACCUGCUAGAAAUGAUCCAGCAGCGUGCUGAGCAAUGGGCGGCAAGUAGCUUGGUUACAAUGAUUUUCAACAGUGAUGACUACUGGGUGUAUGAACGGUUAAAGCGUUACGGUACCCGAAUGGAAAUUAUUCCUCUCCCAGAUCUUCCCAAGGAGAAAGCAAUGAUGGCCUUACGACAGUACCGAAAAAAGUAUUUCAACGAAACCUUGGACGAUUCAAUACUAGAAAAGGUAUAUCAGAAGGUUGGCGGACGACUGUCAUUUUUGAACCGCGUGGCGAGGUCGAAGGAUAUGCUCCAAGCCUGUGCGACGAUACUACAGGCGGAGAAAACAUGGUUUCUCAACAAAUGCUGGAUAUUGGGAUCAGAAAUGGAUGAUGAUGUGAUGGAUGAACAGAAAUACUCGUCUGCUGCCAUGGUCCUCGCCAAAGAGCUGGUCGACCGAGAAAAGGCAAUGGAGACCUACGAUCCCGAAAAAGGCUAUAUCCUACCGGAGAUGCCUCUUCAUGAGGCCCGACAAGUUAUGACAAGAGCAGACUUUAUCCAAAGUUACGAUCACGACAACAUAUUUACCAUCGACUCUAGAGGCAUGGUUCGAGCCGACUCUGUUCCGAUGCAAAUCGCCUUCAGGGAGAUAUGUUUGGAACCAGGCUUUUCAGAGCACCUGGAAAAUACCUUGAACAGAAUCAGCGAUAUUGAAAGCUUGGGCAGGACCCGGGAGCUAACCAUUAAAGACUUCUGGGAUAAUGGGUCGUUUAAGGCGAUUAUUCGUGAUACUAAAGGCAGAGAGGCUGGGACUGUAGAAAUAGGUGUGGUCAAACCGAAGGAUGGGGAUGAUGAUGACUAA
Molecule: messenger RNA, 1419 nt
Organism: Histoplasma mississippiense
Lineage: Eukaryota; Fungi; Ascomycota; Eurotiomycetes; Onygenales; Ajellomycetaceae
Exons: 5
Coding region: 1-1419 (472 amino acids)
Source: RefSeq, a predicted model, not a curated record